AUGACUAUUAAUAAAAAGACGACGAAUAGAGAGAUGGUUAAAUCAUCAGUAUUGAGAGGAGCAGUAAACAACAACAACAAUCAUGGAAUACAAGAUACUAUACUGGGUGUAUUUCAAUCACCUGCAUCAGCUGCACCGGUUGGAUGCGGACCACAACCAUUGUCAACAGUCGUUAUAAAGGUACUCUUGGAGCAUCCCAUCAUAUUUGGUGUUUUGUUUUCAAUGGUCAUAAUAGGUUUAAUCUAUCUAAAAUACUUUAAACAAUACAAGAUAGAAAGAUGGAUCCUUUUCGCCAAACAUUUUCUGUCUCUAUUCCAUUAA
Messenger RNA from Cavenderia fasciculata, 321 nucleotides. RefSeq lists its product as uncharacterized. The transcript is spliced from 3 exons. The record is from RefSeq and is a predicted model, not a curated record. NCBI's taxonomy places the organism in Eukaryota, Evosea, Eumycetozoa, Acytosteliales, Cavenderiaceae. Bases 1 to 321 code for a protein of 106 amino acids.